AUAGUCACAUACCAUAGUUCAUAGCCAUGGCAACGGAAGGGUCGGAGGGAGGCGGGGCAUCUACUCCCGAGACCGUCGCUCCCCACUACACCCCGCAAAACAUCUUGAUCACCGGUGGGGCGGGCUUCAUCGCUUCACACCUCGUCAUACUUCUGGUGGAGAAGUACCCGCAGUACAACAUCGUCGUCUUGGACCGCCUGGACUACUGCGCGUGCCUGGAGAACUUGGACUGCAUCGCGCAGAAGCCCAACUACAAGUUCGUGAAGGGGAACAUCUGCUCGUCGGACAUGGUCACGUACGUCCUGCGGGAGGAGAAUAUCGACACGAUCCUGCACUUCGCGGCGCAGACCCACGUGGACAACUCCUUCGGGAACUCCUUCCAGUUCACCCAGAACAACAUCUACGGCACGCACGUCCUCCUCGAGAGCGCCAAGAAGGUGGGCAUCAAGCGAUUCGUGCACGUGUCCACCGAUGAGGUUUACGGCGAGGGCGAGCACGACCAGGAGCCCAUGUUCGAGGACAACGUCCUAGAGCCAACUAACCCUUACGCCGCCACCAAGGCUGGGGCGGAGUUCAUCGCGAAGGCGUACUUCAGGUCGUUCAACUUGCCGGUGAUCAUCACGCGAGGGAACAACGUGUACGGACCGCACCAGUACCCUGAGAAGCUCAUCCCCAAGUUCAUCAACCAGCUCAUGAGGGGCAAGAAGCUCACGAUCCACGGCACAGGGAGCAACAAGAGGAACUUUCUUCACGUUGCCGACGUCGCGACGGCCUUCGAGAAGAUCCUUCACGCGGGGGUGGAGGGAAGCAUCUACAACAUAGGGGGCACAAACGAGCACUCGGUCUUGAAAGUCGCCAGGGACCUCAUGAGGAUCUUCGAACUGCCUUCGGAAGAUGGGGACAAGGUCACCGAGUUUGGGGAUGACAGGGUUUUCAACGACCUACGGUACACCAUCAACAGCGACAAACUCGCCGCGCUAGGGUGGAAGGAGGAGAAGACCUGGGAGCAGGGGCUGAAGGAGACGGUGGAGUGGUACCGGACCAACAGCAGCCGCUUCGGAGACAUCGAGCACUGCCUCGUGGCGCAUCCCCGCGCGGGGCUGGGACAGGAGGAGAGCUCCUCGGUGGUCUGAUGGUGUGUUGUGUUGCAGAGCAGAUUUUGCCCGCUUGGGUGGGCGUAGGUGGGAGGCUUCGGAGCCUGCCAGCCGACGGCGCGACGCGACUGCCGCGGCUGUCAAGUCAGCUGCUACUGCCGGCUCUCGUCGACAAACGUUGCCAUUGCGACCGGAGAUGCUAUCUGCCGUGGUAGCGGUGUGGCGUGUUCCGAUCAUCAUCAUCAUCAUCAGCUGUUUUACCGGACGACCUCCUUCGGCACGAAGCCGGGUAGUAGGCGGGAACAGAGGCCGUGGCCGUGUGUAGGGAGGGGCUUUGCCAGGCAGUGGCGUUCGAUUGGCGGUCAGCAUUCCCGAGGGAGGAGGAUGACUGCGGUUGCGUGACUUGUGCCACUGUAGUAGAAUCGCCCCCCCAGUGGCUCGCCAACAGGGCUCGCAAGUUCUAACUUUGGAGGGAGGGGAGGGGGUCUGUUAUAUCCAGGUACCGUGUAGGGUGCUUCAACUAGGAUUUAGUGUAGUAUUGUACAACCUGUAUAUUGUUUCUUGUUUAGGAUGUAGUAUAGGUAUACAUGCACUUAUACACUCUUUUUAUGGGUUUUCGACUGCUGUAGGUCCAUCGUGCGUAGGACUAUGUGUGACCCCAUCCACACGUCAUAGUAUACGGUUAUCCUGCGACACUCAAGCCUAUACAAUAUAACGAAUAUAUAGGUUUGCGAUAUCCAUACUAAAUCCUACACAAAAAUGCCUAGAAUAAAACUGGAUGAAGAGCCCGAAAAAAUGGGGUGGGGGGGUAGCCGUGCUUUCAGAAUUUGAAUCCGCAAGCCCUCUUAGGCUCGCGUCUGGGGGGCUUAGGGAAAUCGGCGUGACCGAAGAACGGUGAGGGGGGAAGACUGUGUUCCACCACCAGUUCACAGGAGAAGAGUUUUCAGCACUUCCACCACAGGAAAAUGAAAACAAGAGCAAUAAUUUCCACAACAGGGUAGACUUACUUUUUCAUCCUCUCUUGGCUUGGUUUUGUCCGUGGUAUUAGUUCCGUCACCGUCGUGUCUACAUGGUACAGGACACGGAACGAUAUGAAGCUGGAGAGACGACGUUCGGCGUCGUCACUGAGUAUGCAACUCUCUACACUACUGUGUCGUAGAAUCAUCACCCGCCUUCUAGAGGCGGGUGCCAAAAGCGGGGUGUUUAAAUAUUUUGCGACUUCGCCGGAGUAAAAGUCCCCGCUUCCAACAAGCCACUACCCUUUGCUAGAGAGGAAAAAGCGCGAUGCAGCAUUCAUAUUCCAUUGAAUAGUUUUUCUCUCUUAUAUUAUUCUGGUCAAGUCAUCAUGAUAUAUAUUCUGGGAAAGACGUCUUUUGGUAGAAUUAGGUUUUGAGCGGUGAGUGCAUGGCCGAUGGUUGGUUGUGUGUUUCGUUUUUGAUUGAAAAUGGAUGUGUUGUUUUGAUUUUGGUAGUAGACUACAUGUAGAUGACAUUUUUGCUGUGGGAGAGAGGGAGAGAUGUGACAAGUUUGGCGCCGACCUUAACAAGUCCGUGCCAGUGAAGAACCUGGGAGAGUUGAGAUGCUAUUCUGGGCUGGUUGAAUCGAGAGCAACCCUACAAAAUGGUUUGCUCUCGAUUCAACUAGAGAAAAAAUCGUGACGGAGAAGAAAAAUAGUUACGCGUUCAACGACAACCCCGGCGGAUUUUGCCGCUACCACCAGUCCGAGCUUCACACCAACGAGCGUGUCGUCUCCAGCAGCAACUGCGGCGCGCGGGUUGGAGAGAGGGCGCCGCGGAACGCCGCUCGGGCGGCGGCAGCUGCGGUGGCGGCGGUAGCCAGCGAGGGGGCAGACCGC
Ectocarpus sp. CCAP 1310/34 is the source of this 2949-nucleotide messenger RNA. The record is from the annotation of a GenBank genome assembly. NCBI's taxonomy places the organism in Eukaryota, Phaeophyceae, Ectocarpales, Ectocarpaceae.